Rangifer tarandus platyrhynchus (Svalbard reindeer) is the source of this 600-nucleotide messenger RNA. Lineage: Eukaryota; Metazoa; Chordata; Mammalia; Artiodactyla; Cervidae. The record is from the annotation of a GenBank genome assembly.
AUGGCUUCUGCGGAGCAUUCGCUGCUCCCCCCUCACCGCCGGGACCUGUGUAGCCGCUCCAUCUGGCUAGCAAGGAAGAUCCGUUCAGACCUGACUGCUCUGGUGGACUCUUACAUGAAGCAUCAGGGUCUGAACGGGAACGUGAACCUGGACCCUCUGGAAGGCGUGCCGACGGCCAGCUCCCACAGAUGGAGCGAGCUGACUGAGGCGGAGCGGCUGCAGGAGAACCUCCAGGCCUACCGCGCCUUCCACGGGAUGCUGGCCCGGCUGCUGGAAGAGCAGCGGGCGCACUUCACCCCAGCCGAAGACGACUUCCACCAGGCGAUACACACGGUCCUCCUGCAGGUGGCAGCCUUCGCGCACCAGCUGGAAGAGCUGAUGGCGCUGCUGGAGCAGCGGGUGCCCCCCAGGGAGGCUGGCGGGCCGCCCCCCCUCACUGGGGAGGCUGGGCUCUUUGAGAAGAAGCUGUGGGGCCUGAAGGUGCUGCAAGAGCUUUCUCAGUGGACGGUGAGGUCCGUGCACGACCUGCGGGCCAUCUCUCGACAAAGUGGGGUCCCCGUACGUGGGAGCCAUCCUGCCACCAAGGACAAGAGAACGUAG